GAGUGAUUGCAGUAAUCAGAUAUGCCGCGUCCCCGCUGCCGCCCAUCGGCCGGGGGUGGUGGGCACGGCCAGGAGAGCAUCGCCCAGCGUGGGUUGGGGGAGCUGGUUUUGGGGACAGACACACGGACUGGAAAGAGACACAUGGACGGUGGCAGCUCCCGACGAGGCUGUGAGUAUCCAUCAGAGCUUUUUCCUGGGAUGAGGGGUGGUGAUGGGGGAAUUUCCUGAGGUUUUGGGGCUGGUGGUGAAGUUGCUGCUGUCUGCCAUCCACUCGCCCGUGGGAACACCACGAGCAGCUCUUCUAUCUCCAUGUUUUCCUCCAAAACAGAGUGGAAAAUCUCCAAACACACAGCAAACAGCCAAGAGGCCGUACAACAGCAAGAACCAAGAUUUGUUGCUCCUUUUUCAUCCACUUCAGGCAGGGAUUGCUGCUUUUCAUUACAAUUAUUAUCUUAAUUCCUUCUCUACUUACCCCAAUACCACCUCAUCACCAGCAUGGGAGGGAUUUUGGAGGUGCAGACCCCAGGGCAGGGUGGCUGCAGGUCUUAUUGACAGCAUCUCGCCCAGGGUGGCCAUAUAUAAUUUCAAAUCAUGUUGUUGAUUUCUGGCACAACUGCUGGAAGUCUUCCUUGCUUACUCACUAUACGAGCCGAGUUUAAUGGGUUGCCAUAUGCAAACAAGAUCUGGGUGAAGUCAGAGAAAGAAUGGCUGAAUGGAUGAGUUCAGAGACCGAAAACUAAAAUAAAAUAGGGAAAAUGUGUACUUUCUGCUGAUCAUAGCCUUUUUAUUUCAGCUGAGCGUUGAACCCUCUGAGCGGCAGUGACUGCACAUUUUGGGGUGGGAUCUCAGAGGGACAGAGGCCGACCCCUCCCUGUGUCCAUCAAUAUGGAUUGCAGUGACACCGUCACCGCAGAGGUCUGCAAGGAGGAUGACAUUGGUGAUGGAGAACUCUGUGAGGUGAUGGUGGCUGGCUACCCGGUGCUGCUGGUGAGGAACAAGAUGGAGUUCAGCGCCCUGGGCAGUAGGUGUCCACACUACGGCGCGCCGCUCAGCAAAGGGGUCUUGAGAGGGCACAGGCUGCGCUGCCCCUGGCACGGCUCCUGCUUCAACAUCAAAACUGGAGAUAUUGAGGAGUACCCUUCUCUGGACUGCCUGCCUUGCUUUAAGGUAACAGUGGAAAAUGGAAAGGUGUUUGUUACAGCCAAAAAGAAGGAUCUUGAAAGCAGCCUGAGGGUGAAGGACAUGAGCAAACGAUGCCUUCUCAACCGGAACACCAUGCUUCUACUGGGGGGAGGUGUGGCUGCCCUGACCUGUGCAGAGACACUUCGCCAAGAGGGCUUUACUGGCAGGAUCAUCAUGGCCACCAAAGAGAAACAUGCUCCGUAUGACAAGUCCAAACUGAGCAAGGAAAUGAACUUAAAAGCUGAGGACAUCUACCUGAGGAAACCUGAAUUCCUGUGUGCUCAUGGCAUAGAGCUCUGGACAGAGAAAGAGGCAGUGUCAGUGGAUUUCCAGAAGCAGAAGGUUCGCUUCAUGGAUGGAUCCUCUCAGAAGUACAACCAGCUGCUCAUUGCAACAGGUGCACACUCCAGCUUCCUCAAAGUCCCAGGUGCAGACCUGCAGAACGUGUGUCAUCUUCAAACCCCAGAGGAUUCUAGCAAGGUCUUAGAGCUGGCAUCUGGGAAGAAUCUGGUGAUUGUAGGAGCUUCAUUCGUAGGAAUGGAGGCAGCUGCCUUCCUCUCAGACAAGGCUGCUGUCAUCUCGGUGGUGGAAAAACAUGAGUUCCCUUUCCAGAAAACGCUGGGUCCUCAGGUUGGAGGCGUUGUCUUGAAGAUGCUGCAAAGUAAAGGAGUCAAGUUUUACAUGAAAAAAGAACUCCACGAGCUGAAAGGGAAGGAUGGAAAGGUCACAGAAGCCAUUCUUGCCAGUGGAGAAAAACUACCUGCAGAUGUGGUGGUGGUGGGAAUAGGGGUGACCCCCAACACUGCAUUUCUGAAGGGCACCUCCAUCACCAAAGACAACAGUGGUGCCAUCCUGGUGGACCUGCACAUGCAAACCAACAUCCCAAACGUCUUUGCUGGAGGGGAUGUUGUCUCCUUUCCCGUAGCACUGCUCAAUGGGGACCACUCCAGCAUCCAUCACCAACAGGUGGCUGAGGCCCAUGGAUCCAUCGCUGCCUUUAACAUGUUGAAGAAACAGAAGGAGUUGCACACUGUCCCCUUCUUCUGGACCACGAUGCUUGGGAGAAGUAUCCACUAUGCAGGCUGUGGGAAAGGCUACACAGACACCGUUCUGAAGGGCAGCUUGGAGCAACAGAAGUUCCUCAUCUUCUACCUCAAGGAUGGCUUUGUGACAGCAGCUGCCAGCCUAAAUUGUGACCCAAUGGUGUCUCUGAUUGCUGAAGUUUUAUACUUGGGGAAAAAAAUAUCUAAAGAAGAAGCAGAGGCCUAUGAUAUCAACAACAUACCCUUGUGACAGCAAGCUAAGCUUCAUUUGUACGCUGCCACGGGGGGGCACAGCAUCAACCAGGAGUUAAAGCUCAACUUGUUGCGAGAGAAAUAAAGUGGAAGCAAAGCUGGAUUGAGGACAUGCAUUUUGUGUUUGCACAGCCCUUGGCUGCUCUUUGCACUCCGGGGCAAAACAGAGGUGUGCUUUUUCCUAACCAGGGACCUGCUGGGCUGGGCAAGAGGAGACCACACAAGGUCCCCAGUCCAC
This is a messenger RNA of Phasianus colchicus (ring-necked pheasant), 2715 nucleotides long. The record is from RefSeq and is a predicted model, not a curated record. Lineage: Eukaryota; Metazoa; Chordata; Aves; Galliformes; Phasianidae.